AUGGCGCAAUUUUGGAUAGAUCAUACGCUGGCAGCUAGAGCCAAUCCAGCGGUGGAUGAGUUUGGCGAUUUGUAUGGAGGAUGGGAUAGAAUAGGAUUCGACGGUAUAGAAAGAGGUUGCACUCCACCAUCAGGAAAUCCUUGUUCUGCUUUGGAAGCUCUCGCGGCAUUUUAUGAAAGACAAGGAACCACAGAUUUUCAAGCAUUUCAACGAUGCUUUCUUCCACUAAAAUAUAGCACUUACAGAAACACAAUGAUAGCUUCAAUAGAUUGUUUAAUUCUAGGAGAAGCUUCUAAAAAUAAUUUCAAUGUUGGCGAAGUAUACACCAAUGAUGAUAAAAUUGAUGUCACCUUUGAUCUAUUUAUUGUUUCAAACUUUAAAGAGCUUCUCUUUCGUAGGAAAAAAGUAAAAAGGAAAACCAAAGCCAAGAUGCCUUCAUAUCUUCAUAGGUACCCUGCUACUGUUGCAUUACCAAUUUGUUCUAUCAUUUAUCAAUGUUUUUUCUCUACAUUUAUACUUCACAAUGUCAGUAGUAAAGUUCUUAGAAAACUUGUAAAGAGACCUAGGUUAACAAUUUUAGAAAUUAGAUCUUUUUCAGAAUUUCUUGAUAGGGAACAUCCUGAAGAUAUUAAGAUACCUAUCUUUCAAAAUAAAAUUGAUUUGUUACAAUCAUGA
Funneliformis mosseae is the source of this 675-nucleotide messenger RNA. The record is from the annotation of a GenBank genome assembly. Lineage: Eukaryota; Fungi; Glomeromycota; Glomeromycetes; Glomerales; Glomeraceae.